Messenger RNA from Trichoplusia ni (cabbage looper), 775 nucleotides. RefSeq lists its product as uncharacterized. The coding region runs from base 125 to 682 and encodes 185 amino acids. The record is from RefSeq and is a predicted model, not a curated record. Lineage: Eukaryota; Metazoa; Arthropoda; Insecta; Lepidoptera; Noctuidae. The transcript has 2 exons.
UCGCUUGUGCUCGUUUCGAGCGGCGCGGCGCGGCGGCGGACUGGUUCGCGGGAGGCUGGUAAAAGCGGCGCGGGAGCAGGCAGCGUGCAGUCAGCGCCAGCGACGUCUGCCGCGCGCACGCACCAUGCUCCUAGCUCUCGCCUGCCUGUUCGCGACCGCGGCCGCCGCGCCAGCCCUGCCCGCCGGCUCCGAGACCUACGACCAGCGCCAGGAUGGCGAAUUCAACGUGCGAGCGGACGUGCAGAAUGUCGUGCUGCUCGUCGCCAUUCCCAACAAGCUGCCGCUCGACUUAGUGUUCGACAUGUUCUCGAAAGACAACAGCGACAGCAAGUGGGACGAUCAUGAUCUGCAGGACAGGUCUGAUGUUCAUGUGAUGGACGCGUUCGUUGAGCCCAGCACGCCGUACCGCGUCGAGAUCGGAGCCGCCGAGAGGUCUGCCGGUGACGGCCGUGCAGCCGAGGUGGUGAUUGCGGGACGCCGCCGUUUGGAAGCUGACUCACAGGAGCGUGACGAGCUGAAACUUCUAGGAGCCACGGAGAACUGCGGGCCAGAGCGCAUGCGGGACCCCGAUACCCUCGUGUGUGUAGACCGACCUGCUAAAGACAUCGUUGAAACAACGCCAGAAAACGACAAGGACAACAAAGUAGAAACACAGAAAGCCCCAGAAGUAGUGCCGUCAUAGAUCUCCGAGUUCAAGUAGAUUUAGUUAAUUUAUUUAGCUUUAAGGUUGCCAUGUAAUUAUUUAUUUGUUAUAAAUAUAGUCCUUUUUCUUACA